CACUGUCGGGAGUGCGUCAUACGUCCGCAGUCAGCCAAACGUGCUGAGUUGGUGAACUGAAGCUGAAUCUCGGACGAACGCACUGAACCCGGGCUUCAGCGGAGCCGUGACAGCCGUCAGCAGACACACGCUCACAAUUGUUUUUAUUAGAUAACCAUAUUUGUCAUCGAACGUAUCAAUAAGGACUCAUUAAAUUUGGAUGAUAGUAGAAGAAAGCUCAUUUUUCACAUAUCAGAUAGUACGUCGUGUUUUGCCAAACAAAUCAUAACCUUAAACAAAUCAUACCUCAAUACAUAGUAAUCACUACUGUCCAAACUAAAAUUCUGUACAUCUACUACUAAAAUUAUCUAUCGCAUUCAUAUCCAUUGAAAAUAUUUUUGUAAUCAUUAAUAUUGACCUCAUAGAAGUCUUACAGUACUGUAGUUAGUUUCGAAAACUCUUUGCAAAAGAACGUACACGCAUUCGUACAUAGUAUCAUUUGCACACAUCCCAGGCUCCAUGGCGAUGAGUUGGGUCGCAUCCAUGCCGCCCCUCACUAUCAGCUGAGUGUCGACAGGUCACCGUCACUGGACCCCAAAAAAACACCACGCUGUCGGAACCCCAGCAACCAGCAGUGCGUGAAGCCAUGUCGUCUGUGCGCUUCACCGUCACGCCCACCAAAGCCGAAGAUCUCCCGGGCGUGUCGGACACGUCUCCAGACAUCAGCUCGCGCUCCAGCGGGAGGGAUCGCUUUGGCUCCAGGGAGAGUGUGAACCGUAGCGAGCCGUACAGCGAAACAUCUGGAGGGAUUGCAACAUCCACAGCGGGCGAUACGCCGGACCGCAGUAACAUGGAGCAUGGUGAUGGUAGUGUGAAGCUGUCUAGUGUGUACAUUAAUAACUCACAUGCACUUGAUGACGAUGAUUUCUAUGACAGGAAUCUGGCCCUGUUUGAGGAAGAGAUGGACACUCGUCCUAAAGUGUCAUCUCUACUCAAUCAUCUGGCGAACUACACAAACCUCACACAGGGUGCUAAAGAACACGAGGAGGCGGAGAGCAUCGGCGAGAAACGCAAAUCUGGCAAGUCUCCUCAGAUGGGCACAUUUAUGGGUGUGUAUCUGCCGUGUCUUCAGAACAUCUUUGGAGUGAUUCUGUUCCUCAGACUCACGUGGGUCGUUGGUACCGCUGGAGUUUUGCAGGCGUUGUGUAUCGUCUUUACAUGCUGCUGCUGUACCAUGUUGACUGCAAUAUCUAUGAGUGCCAUCGCUACUAAUGGAGUCGUGCCAGCGGGUGGGUCGUACUUUAUGAUCUCCCGUUCUCUGGGUCCGGAGUUUGGGGGGGCCGUGGGCUCAUGUUUCUAUUUGGGUACGACCUUUGCUGGGUCCAUGUACAUCCUUGGUGCUAUCGAGAUUUUACUGAUGUACAUCGCUCCGGGGGCCGCCAUCUUUGUUUCUGAUAAUCCAGAUGGCAAGGCGGCGGCCUUGUUGAAUAACAUGCGUGUUUACGGCUCGAUCUUCUUACUGCUGAUGUCUCUGCUGGUGUUUGUGGGAGUUAAAUAUGUCAACAAGCUAGCGUCUGUUUUUCUGGCCUGUGUGAUUAUUUCCAUUCUCUCGAUCUACACCGGAGCGCUAGUGUCCGCCUUCAGCCCACCCUCUUUCCCUGUUUGCAUGUUGGGAAACCGAAGUAUCUCGCAGCAUAAGCUUAACGACACGCAGUGCACUAAAACCGUCCUGGUGUUUGGUGAUCCAGUGACACAAAAGGCCAUUAACGACACUGCCGCUGAGAGUUUCAACACCACAGAGGCUCCGCCCGUUACGCCUGACAUGGUGGAGAAGACGACGGAGCUGUGGCAGCGGUUCUGUAACAGCUCAGAGUUGAACGCCAUUUGCGAUGAAUAUUUCAUCCAUAAUAACGUCACACAGAUACAGGGAAUACCUGGACUCGCUAGUGGUGUGAUCGCAGAGAACAUCUGGAGUUCUUAUUCUAGUAAAGGAGAUGUUUUGGAGCACGGCUCUGAUGCCUCCACACACAGGCCGACCGUGUCCAAUCACUAUCCAUAUGUAUUUGCUGACAUCACCACUUCCUUCACACUAUUGGUUGGAAUUUUCUUUCCCUCUGUCACUGGAAUCAUGGCCGGCUCAAACAGGUCUGGAGAUCUGAAGGAUGCUCAGCGAUCGAUUCCCAUCGGAACGAUUCUCGCCAUCCUCACCACGUCCCUCGUCUACCUUAGCUGUGUGGUGCUGUUUGGAGCCUGUGUGGAUGGCGUUGUGCUUCGGGACAAAUUUGGAGACUCUGUGAAAGGAAAUCUUGUUGUGGGCACUCUGUCAUGGCCCUCACCUUGGGUGAUUGUGAUUGGCUCCUUCUUCUCGACAUGUGGAGCUGGCCUCCAGUCACUGACAGGAGCUCCUCGUCUGCUGCAGGCCAUCGCUAAAGACAACAUAAUUCCUUUCCUGAGGGUGUUUGGUCAUGGUAAGGCGAAUGGAGAACCUACCUGGGCUCUGUUACUCACUGCUGUCCUCGCCGAACUGGGUAUCCUCAUUGCUUCGCUGGACCUGGUCGCUCCAAUACUCUCAAUGUUUUUCUUGAUGUGUUACCUGUUUGUGAAUUUGGCGUGCGCUCUACAGACACUGCUCAGAACGCCAAACUGGAGACCUCGAUUUUCAUACUAUCACUGGACAUUGUCGUUUCUUGGCAUGACGAUAUGUCUGGCUCUGAUGUUCAUAUCCUCGUGGUACUACGCUAUCGUUGCCAUGGUGAUCGCUGGACUGAUAUACAAGUACAUCGAGUACCACGGAGCAGAGAAAGAGUGGGGUGAUGGGAUCAGGGGUUUGUCUCUCAGUGCGGCUCGAUUUGCUCUGCUCAGAUUGGAAGAAGGACCACCACAUACCAAAAACUGGAGGCCUCAGCUCCUAGUCUUGCUGAAAUUGGAUGAAGACGCGCAUGUUAAAUCUCCACGUUUGUUGACAUUUGCGUCUCAGCUGAAAGCAGGGAAAGGUUUAACUAUAGUGGGAACCGUUAUAUCGGGAAACUUCCUGCAGAGUUACGGUGAAGCUCUCGCUGCGGAGCAGACUCUGAAGCAUCUGAUGGAUAAAGAGCGUGUGAAGGGUUUUGUUCAAUGUAUCGUGGCACAGAAGCCGCGUGAAGGCAUCAGUCACAUGAUCCAGUCGAGCGGUCUGGGCGGCAUGAAACACAACACCAUCGUCAUGGGCUGGCCGCAUGCCUGGAGACAGAGUGAAGACCCUCAGAGCUGGAAAACCUUCAUCAAUACAGUUCGGGUCACCACAACAGCUCAUUUGGCUCUAAUGGUGCCGAAAAACAUCUCUCUGUUUCCAAGCAACAGCGAGCCAUGUACGGAGGGAUACAUCGACGUGUGGUGGAUUGUUCAUGAUGGUGGAAUGCUAAUGCUGCUGCCCUUCCUGCUCAAACAACACAAGGUAUGGCGUAAGUGUGGCAUGCGGAUCUUUACUGUGGCUCAAAUGGAGGACAACUCAAUUCAGAUGAAGAAGGAUCUGGCGACAUUUCUUUAUCACCUGCGUAUAGAUGCUGAGGUGGAGGUCGUUGAAAUGCAUGACAGUGAUAUCAGUGCAUACACAUAUGAGAGGACGCUAAUGAUGGAGCAGAGAUCUCAAAUGCUUCGACAGAUGCGUCUGUCCAAGUCUGACCGAGAGAGAGAGCGAGUUCGCUGGAGUUUUGACGAUGCGCAGCUUGUUAAAGACAGGAACUCCAUGUUGCGUCUGACAAGCAUCGGAUCGGACGAUGAUGAUGAAACUGAUGGGAUGUCCGCAGCCGAGAAGAGUGCAGAAAACCGACGCGUUCACAUGACCUGGACAAAAGACAAAGCGCUGAAGCUCCUAUCAAACACGCAAACAAACACAGCAUCCUGCUGCAGCACGCCAGAAGGGUUCAGAGACAUGCUCAACAUUCGCCCAGAUCAUUCCAAUGUGCGUCGAAUGCACACUGCUGUCAAACUCAAUGAGGUUAUUGUUAAUAAAUCACAUGAUGCUCGGCUCGUCCUCCUCAAUAUGCCAGGACCACCCAAGAACCCAGACGGAGAUGAGAACUAUAUGGAAUUUCUGGAAGUUCUCACUGAGGGUCUGGAGCGAGUCCUGUUAGUGAGGGGAGGAGGAAGUGAGGUCAUCACCAUUUACUCCUGAUAGCCAAUGAGAAGUGAGCUUGUCGCCUGGCAUCUUCUGACAUGGACGAGUACAACGGAAGAGUGGCCAAUCGAAUAUAUUAUGUUUUUAUGAUUAUCAUCGGCUGUGUUUACAAGAAACUCCCAGUCAACGCACCUACACUGUACGACUUUGAUUUUAGUUUGCAAAAAUGUACCAUUAUGACCAAAAACAGUGUUUGAUUUGAAAUAUUUGGCAAUAUGUUUGUGUGUGAGUGUUUGUGCACAUCAUGAAAAUAGACAUGCAACUCUUUCAGGACCGUCCUGGUAAAUGUGCAUGUGAUAAACUGGACCAAUCAGUAUGAAACAGCAUACACGCAAUCAUACGGAUCACACCGCGGGACGAGGAGUGUGUCCACAGACUGACUCAGGGCUAAAGUGUGUUGUUUUCAAAUGGAUGUGUUUGUUCUGUUUAAGGUUGAACAGCAUGUGAAUGGAAUAGUUCAGUCCAAAAAUGGAGUGAACUAUCCCUUUAUUUUACAUUGCUGGCGUAUGUUUGUGAUCCUGCUUGUUCCACAGAUGUUCUGCAUGGAGAAGUUGAAUGCAAGACAUGUUUUAAUAAAUGGGCCUGACAACAUUGUAGCAAUAUAUUCAGCAGCCGAGUCACAUUCAGCCUGUUUAAGACUAAUAAUUCAAGCAUUCAUUGUCCGUCCUGUGAAAUAUGGAUGUUUAAAUGUACAUACACAUUUAUCAAUUUUCUUUUCUACUUUGCAAUACUGAAGCGUCCUGUCGGCCUCCCUUUACUCCUAAAAUGAUUGUAUUUCCCGGCCCUGCUUUAUAUGUAGUGGAGGGUUAAAACAAGUUUGUUUUUUGUUUUAUCACUGAUUGCGUCUAUCUUUAUGUGCAGGCAUUGUUUGUUUUUGUCAGUUUUAUUUUUUGCUCAUCAUUUUCUGUUUUUAUCACAUUAUUAAAUAAAAACAAAUGACCUUAA
Messenger RNA from Myxocyprinus asiaticus (Chinese sucker), 5080 nucleotides. Its product is annotated as solute carrier family 12 member 6-like. Gene Ontology annotation, biological process: chemical synaptic transmission; chloride transmembrane transport; potassium ion import across plasma membrane. The transcript has 26 exons. The record is from RefSeq and is a predicted model, not a curated record. The coding region runs from base 626 to 4132 and encodes 1168 amino acids. Lineage: Eukaryota; Metazoa; Chordata; Actinopteri; Cypriniformes; Catostomidae. Gene Ontology annotation, molecular function: potassium:chloride symporter activity. Gene Ontology annotation, cellular component: membrane.